Thalassophryne amazonica is the source of this 4053-nucleotide messenger RNA. RefSeq names its product RHO family interacting cell polarization regulator 2 (gene ripor2). The record is from RefSeq and is a predicted model, not a curated record. Lineage: Eukaryota; Metazoa; Chordata; Actinopteri; Batrachoidiformes; Batrachoididae. The transcript has 22 exons. Bases 70 to 3372 code for a protein of 1100 amino acids.
CGAGAGAAGCAAAGAGUGAAUGAGCAAGUGAAAAGGAUUCAAUUGUGGAUCGUAGAAAGACAGAACACAAUGGCGGGAGGGAGUAAGGAGGCUCAAAAAUACAGAUUAGCACAAAGGGAAGCUGAGAAGAAGGAAGCCGGAUUAUACUUUAAUAUAAUGUACCACAGAGUCGGGGCAUACAACUGUACAAAGAUGAGAAGAUAUUAUUCAUACUGUGUGUCGACUCGUGUGCCGGAGAUCAUGGCAGCGGGCACCCACUCCCCCGGAGGGCCCAAUGGCAUAAUCCGAAGUCAGUCAUUCGCUGGCUUCAGCACAAUACAGGAGAGACGCUCAAGGUGUAACUCUUUCAUGGGGAAUUCAGCAGUACAGAAGAAGCCUCAGUCCAAGCCCAAGAAGCCUCAAUUGUCCGGCCAUAAGGGAGGGAGCAGCUCUCGAGAUCCACAGCCUAAAAGGCUGGAGGAGAUCUACACCUCCCUCAAACAAGGCCUGGACGAGUAUCUGGAAGUUCAUCAGACAGAGCUGGACAAACUCACGUCCCUUAUGAAGAAUAUGAAGAGGAACUCUCGCUUGGGAGUGCUGUAUGAUCUUGACAAGCAAAUCAAAACCAUAGAGAGGUAUAUGAGGCGUCUGGAAUUUCACAUGAGCAAGGUGGAUGAGUUGUAUGAAGCCUUCUGCAUCCAGAACCGUCUGAGGGAAGGUGCUAUUCGGAUGAAGCAGGCCUUCUCCUCGUCUCCUUCCACUAAAGGCACCAAAGAGAGCAUCGCAGAGGUCAACCGCCGCUACAAGGAGUACACGGAGAACAUGAGCGCAUUUGAGAGUGAACUGGAGAAUCUGCUUGGAGAAUUCCACAUAAAAAUGAAAGGUUUGGCAGGCUUUGCUCGGCUCUGUCCUGGAGACCAGUAUGAGAUCUUCAUGCGUUACGGUCGCCAGCGGUGGAAGUUGAAGGGGAGGAUUGAAGUCAACUCCAGGCAGAGUUGGGAUGGAGAUGAGAUGGUCUUCAUGCCACUCAUCUCUGAUCUGAUUAACAUAAAGGUGACGGAGCUGAAGGGCCUGGCCUCUCACAUGCUUGUGGGCAGUGUGAUCUGCGAGACGAAGGAGCUCUUUACCGCCAUGCCUCAGGUGGUGGCUGUGGACGUCAACGAUCUGGGAACCAUCAAGCUUAAUCUGGAGGUCAUCUGGUACCCCUUCGACGUGGAGGACCUAACUCUGUCAUCUGGAAACAUCAGCAAAGCCACCGCCCUCCAAAGACGGGUGUCUGUCUACAGCCAGGGAACACCAGAGACCCCCACCUUCCAGGACACGUCCUUCUUUUCCACCUUACCUGACGAUGUCUUUGAAAAUGGCGGCUGCGGCGUCAUCGAGUGCAAGCGUCUCUCCUCUACCUUCUCUGACACCUCGGGUUCAACGCCAAGCCCUGCCCCGAGCUCCCGCUCCCCGGGCCAAUCCAACCCCGAGAUCACAGUCACGCCGCCGGAAAUGGACCCAUCAUCUAUGAAGAUCUUUCCAGCAAGAGAGAAUUCCAUUGCAGAGGAAAAUCUAAUGGAGGAAGAGGAGGAGGGUGAAGAUGACGACGAAGAGGAAGGGGAGACUGGUAGCAGAGGAAGUCGGCACAGCGGCACCAGUGGCAGUCUUGCCAGCGAUGAAGCUGAAGCGGCAGAAGACUCCGAGUGGGAGCGCACAGAGUCCCAGCGUCAUUCUGGCUCCAACUGUUGCUCAACAGCCAGGUCCUUGUGCUCCAAUAACCAUCUGUCCACAGUAGCGCCGGAGGAUGUUUUUCUGGACCAUGUUGAUGAGCUGAAACCUUUAGAACUGGACACGGAGGAGGCAGGGAGCCUGACUCGGCAGCUUGUGAAGAGGCUGACUUCUUCAGAAAUCUUGCCGCCGAGCGGAAGCUCCACAGAGAGCGGAGGAAGCUUGAGCUGGGCAGGGGAGGGCAGCCGGGCCUUUCUGGAGAGCAGCUUGGAGGAGGCUAUCCACAGCCUUCUGAUGAGGCUGGAGUCCCUGACGCACCGCUGCCGCGAGAUACAGGACCUAGAACAGGAAGUGAUGCGCCUAGAGGACCUCCUCAAGUGCCGUCUCCCAGGCCACAGGAGCCGCUCGUCCAGCCUCAGUUUGACGGUGGAGAGUGCCCUGGAGAGUUUUGACUUCCUCAACACCUCCGACUUUGAUGAUGAAGACACUGGAGACGAUAAUGCCGUCCUCGCCAUUCCCCCACAAAGGUCACCGCUUUUUGAUACAGACGGAGAACAGAUUGGAAACCAACAUUCAGAAGCCAGGGGCCACCUGAGUGAAGCCCUGACAGAGGACACUGGAGUGGGAAACAGUAUGGCGGGAAGCCCCCUGCCGCUUACCACGGGAAACGAGAACCUGGACGUGGCCAUCGUCAUCCACCUGCAGUACUGCAGUCACCUCAUCCAGGUGUUGACUACUGGAAUGUGGGCGUGGCAACGUCGCAGCCUGCUCGUCAAACUGUCGGGGCAGACGCAGCUGUUGGAAGAGCUAGCAGAGAUCAGCAUCGACAGAUUGGGAACAGUUACAUCUGCCGCUGAUGUUCUGCCCGGGCUCGCCGAGCGGCCGGAGCUGAUGACCCUGUGGUCGGAGUGCAGCGGGUCAGCGGGGCUUUUUCACACCACACUGGACCGAGUCUUCAAACAUAUGACACACCGCUACAGGGCAGCGCUGCAGGAUGCGCACCCGCAAGCCACAAACGCAGUGAUCGGUGUGGUUGUGGGAGAGAUGGUGGAUCGGAGCGACCUGGCGUCAGCGGCGUCGUGUGACUCUGCCGCCUCUGCGUUAUCCCAGGACGUCUUGACCGUGUUCCAGUUCCACAGCUACAUUGUGCAGCAUGAAGUAGAGGACAUGGAGACACACCUGCUGAACCUGGCCAGAGAGGAGGUGUUUGCUGAGACCUUGUGCAGCCACAGUCCUGCUUGCUGUCUGGCAGAGCUGGAGGAUGUCCACGUGUCAUCGCUGUGGCCUCGAACCGCCACUCUGAGGGUGCUGGCUUCUCUGCUGACCGCAGAGGACCCUCAGAUCAACCGAGCAGCAGUAGACUACCUGACCUCUGCAGCCUCACACAGCCACUUCAGGACGAGGGCGGUGGAAUACUACACUCAGGCUCUGUCAGAGGCUGGAGUUCAGAGCCAGAGAGCUGCCUGCUCAGCUCUCAGCUGCCUGCAGGCAGUGGAGAGCAUCAGGGCAGUUGUAGCACUGUGUGAUUCAGCAGAUGAGGAACUACGCCAUGUUGCCAUAGAAACCCUAUUAACAUUUGGUGAGGAGGGUCGGCUGGCGUACCAGCAGCUGGACACAGUUCCAAAGGAAGUGAUCCGUCUGGGCACGCAGCGAGGUGGUACAGUCACCACUGCCUUCUGAGCCACGGCGCCACUGAAUACAUCACUUCAACAUCCUGGCUCGUGCACACCACGCAGGGCUAUCAAUGUCUGAUCAGCUCAUUGAUCUACUUAUUGCUAAUGGAUAUCACUCCAUGUGACGGACUUUCAGGUCACCACACGCUGCCUCAAGAACUAACACCAAGCAACACAACCACAAAGACCCUGCUACACUCACGGUUACCUCCAGUUUUGAGCACUCCAACAACCCCCCCCCUUGCUUUCUGAGCCAGGCAAAUCACUUGCAUUGAGCUCGACGGGUGUAUCCGAACGCCUCCGAAAGCCGUUCCAAAGAUUGUGAAAAGCGGAAAUCUAAACUCCUCAAGAAGCCGUCUGCCACUGCACAUGAUACACACAUCAUUCUGAUCAUCUGGUUGUCACAUAUUUGUAGUAGAAUCACCGUUGACCAUUUGGUAACUUUUGUUAAAGUGCAUCUUUUUUUCUUUUUUUUUUGCGCUUUCAGAGUAUUUGCACUGAUGUAAAUAUUGAGUGUUACACAGCCACUGCAUGUUUUUUUUUUUUAAACUUCUAUUUUCAGUUCAGGGAUUUUGAUGCUUUGUUGCACAGAGCCCCAUUAAUUUGGGGGAUUACCACUGAGGUGGACACGGCUAUUAAUGACAUCAGCUCUCAGUGCAGAAAAUGGGGAAAAUCUUAAGUGAAGCAA